This is a messenger RNA of Rotaria sp. Silwood1, 324 nucleotides long. NCBI's taxonomy places the organism in Eukaryota, Metazoa, Rotifera, Eurotatoria, Philodinida, Philodinidae. The record is from the annotation of a GenBank genome assembly.
AUGAAAUUGAAGAAAAUUGAUGAGUUUGAAAAAUAUUAUCCAUCAACAAAGGCUAUUGAAUGGUACACACGUGACUCAUUUCUUUAUCGAUUAUUAAAUCAAAAUUUUUGUUUACAAGAUAUUGAUAUAGUUUUUAAAUUUCGUUUUAUUAUUAAAGAGAUUUAUAAUCAAUUAAAUAAAUUACAUGAAAAUUUUAUAUGUUUAUCUAAUGCACUUGCACUUUCAUUUGCUGACGAUGGUUCAGGACAUCCACUUGUUGAAUCAGUUUUAUUUGAAAUUGAAAUUGAUACUACAAAUAUGGCUAAACCUUUUGCUAAUAUUUAA